Molecule: messenger RNA, 570 nt
Organism: Trichomonas vaginalis G3
Lineage: Eukaryota; Parabasalia; Trichomonadida; Trichomonadidae
Product: lipid binding
Exons: 1
Coding region: 1-570 (189 amino acids)
Source: RefSeq, a predicted model, not a curated record
AUGCAUUCCCAACAAGAUCAAGCACCAGAGUUUCAAAAAGUCAAAAAGCAGCCUGUGAAUGAAUAUAAAGGUAAAGUCAACGUUAAAACUACGAUUGUUCAAGGAAAUACUGAAAAAUCUAAGCGAGUUAUCGAUUAUUAUCUUUCAUCAAUCACUUUAAAAGGCAAUAUUGAAUUUUCAAAUAAUAUUGCAUUUGGUGCAGGAAUUUCAACAAGAUCUGGCAGUGCAAUAUUUACUUCAUAUACUGCUCUAUCUGUUGCGACUGAUUCUAAUCUCAAAGUUCAUCAAAAUACAGCGACUGUUGGAGGAGGACUUUGUCACAUUGCUUCUGCAGUUUAUCUAGAAAAAUCGAAUAUCUUCAGUAAUUCUGCUUUUAGGUAUGGUGGUGGAAUCUAUUUUCAAGGAGAACAUACAUUAUCUCCAGAUAUUAAGCUCAUUUGCAAUGGAGAAUGCAAUAUUCAUUCUAACACAGCCUUAGAAUAUGGAGGAGGAAUCUGUUUCUCUACAGCCAAAGAAGCUUAUUUUGAUAAUUCCAAAAUAUACUCAAACAUUGCUUCAUUUGCUGGAUGA